This is a messenger RNA of Mixia osmundae IAM 14324, 1008 nucleotides long. RefSeq lists its product as uncharacterized. The coding region runs from base 1 to 1008 and encodes 335 amino acids. NCBI's taxonomy places the organism in Eukaryota, Fungi, Basidiomycota, Mixiomycetes, Mixiales, Mixiaceae. The record is from RefSeq and is a predicted model, not a curated record. The transcript is spliced from 4 exons.
AUGACACUCACGCGGACUGCUGCACGGCAGAUUGGGCUCAGACAGCCUGCCAAAGUAGACCAAGACGCCGCUGGACAGCAUGCUGCAGGCAACACUUCAUCGCCUUUUGGUCCCUCUGUGGGCCAGCGCGGCUCGUGCUUGGCUGCUUCGAGCACAAAGCUGACUUCAGAGAUGACACCCCGACCAGCACCUGGCAUUGCCGCUGACAGCGAGGCCGACUACGAUACGGAUGAGCAAGACGAAGAGAUGGACGACUCGUUCGACCAUGACACGGCGGAUGAGUCAUCCGAUGAGGAAGACAACGACUGUGACAUGUCACCUUAUACUCCACAUGAACCCGCGAACCUGCGAGCGCCCGCUAUCGUGGGCAGCGCUCAAAGCCGUCUUGCCGUGCCUCCCAUGGCAAGCCAAGACAAGGGCAAAGCUCCACAGAUAUCUCAGUCUGCUCCUGUGUAUCACGCUUCGUACGUCGACCGUCGUCGAAGCAGCGCCGCAGCGCGGGAUACCGAGUUCGCAUUCUAUGAGCGUACGGUCAUCUAUUCUGACGAGGAAGACGUCGAUGAUGAUGGCUAUACGGAUGAGCAUGAAGGCACGUUCAUGGACGAAGGCACGUCCGAGACAUCUACAUCUCGGGCAAAGAAAGGCAAGGCGAGCGCAGAGGGUCGCUCGUACGACGAGAUACGGGCAGAAAGGCGCAAGAGCCUUAAUUCACGUCGUCCUGUCAUCACGCUCCGACGUGAUUCCGGCUGGGCGUUCUCACAAGAGGCUUUGAUGCCAAGCUUUCUGCGAGAGCAUUAUCACGAAUGGCAUCCUGAGCUUGAAGGUCUACCUCCUAAUGGAACCCGCACGACAGGCGCAUCUGCUCUGUCCCUCUCGCGUCCUCCCAAUGACGAUGGAUACAGUGCGCCGAGCAGGCAUCGUUCAUACGGCGGAGAAGACUUCGACCGGCCACCGGUCGUAGCAGAGAUUCACAUCAGUCCAGAUGACACACGCGCCAUCCUGCCAUAA